Molecule: messenger RNA, 2366 nt
Organism: Spinacia oleracea (spinach)
Lineage: Eukaryota; Viridiplantae; Streptophyta; Magnoliopsida; Caryophyllales; Amaranthaceae
Exons: 6
Coding region: 1515-2366 (283 amino acids)
Source: RefSeq, a predicted model, not a curated record
CGCGGAUGGUACAGGCGCGUGCACCUAGAUCUAGGUGCACCUGAACCAAAACGCAGAAAAAUAAGAACAAAACGCAAAAACAUAAAAAAGCAAUAAAAAACAUAAAAGAACACAAAAACAUAAAAGAAAGAACAUCAAGAAUUAAACCAAAAGAACAAUAAGUAAAACAGGAAAGAACAAUAGCAUUGAAAACGCAGAAAAAUAAGAACAAAACGCAAAAACAUAAAAAAGCAAUAAAAAACAUAAAAGAACACAAAAACAUAAAAGAAAGAACAUCAAGAAUUAAACCAAAAGAACAAUAAGUAAAACAGGAAAGAACAAUAGCAUUGAAAACGCAGAAAAAUAAGAACAAAACGCAAAAACAUAAAAAAGCAACAAAAAACAUAAAAGAACACAAAAAUAUAAAAGAAAGAACAUCAAGAAUUAAACCAAAAGAACAAUAAGUAAAACAGGAAAGAACAAUAGCAUUGAAAACCAAAAAAGGUUAAAACAACAAAUAAAUAAAAACACGUAAAAGAACAAUAAGUAAAAACACGUAAAAGAACAUAAAACACUAAAAAGAAAGAACAUCAGCAAUUAAACGAAAGAACAAAUAGAAAAGAACAAUCAUAUUAAAAACCAAAAAGAUUAAAACACGUAAAAGAACAUAAUACACUAAAAUGAGAGAAGAUCAGAAAGUAAAGGAAAAGAACAAAAAGAAAAAAAGAAAAACACAAACAUAUUAAAAACCAGAAAGGUUAAAACAAGGAAAGAACGAUUUCUCUGCACUUUUAAAAAGAACAUGGCAAAUGCAACACCAGACGCACAAAAGAACAAAAGAACCAACUAAAAGAACAACAAAAACGUUAAAAAGUGAAAAAACCGCCAAACAGAAGUUUUUUAUUGAAAUAAUGAACGUGGCAAGAAAAAAACCGCAAAACAGAAGUUUUCCUAUGAAAACAUAAAACGUGGCAGUUAAUUUCUCUCUCCUCAAAAUCUUUUAAUAAAAAAAAAAAUUAAAUAAGUUACUUGUCUUUCAUUUUGUAUUUUAAAAAAUUAAAAAAUAGAUUACUGUUUAAAAUAAAAAAAAUUAAAAAAUAUAAUUUAAGUAAAAACAGUAAUAAAAAACAAAUUUAAAAAUACUAACAACAGAUAAUAAAAAGAACACAAAGGAGACUCAAACGAACAUCAUUUUCUUUACUUAUAGGCCAAAAGAACAAAAGAGCGGACGAAAAGAACAACAAAAAAAAAGGAAGUUUAAAUUUGAAAAUACUGUAGCAGUUAUUUUCUCUCUCUUCAAUUUAUCAUAUAUAAAUACAUCAUUGAAUGCGACAUUUAUUUUCACUUUCACACUCAACCUACAUGCAAAACCUUCACUCACCAACAAUCAAAAAAACAGUGCAAAACCUUUCAAAUUAUUGCAAAUCCGAACUUCUCCAAUUUGGAAUUCUACUAUUUUCACUCUAAAAACUUCCCCAAUUUGUUUUUUGGAAGUGAUAAUCUGGUUACAAAAACUUGAACCCUAACAAUUGAAAAUGGGGAAAUCGAAAAAAGGAGAAGAAGUUGAUGCGAAAUGUUCUAUUGAGGAUGAUGUUCCUUUGACAACGACUUUAUUGAACUUAAGAAACAAAAAGAAGAAAGAGAAAGAAAUUACACCAACAAUUGAUGCGGAUUUGUUGGAAGAUAUCAACAAAGAAGUUUCAGAAACGGAAGAAGAAGAAGAAGAGAGCGAACUUUCCAAACAAAGGAAAGCAUUGCAAGAACAACAGAAGAUGGUGCAAGCACUUCAGGAAAAGCUGCUACAACAGGAAAAGCAGCUGGAUCUGAUUGAACAAAAAAAGAAGGGUGGAGAAGGACAAAAAAAUUCCAGCAAAGAUCCUGAAAAGCAGGAAGAAACUGAAAAGAAAGAGCAUGAAGUAAAAGUGCAUGAAGAAGUGAAAGAACCUGAAAAAGAGGAGGCUGAGGUAAAAGUUCCAGAAGAGCUGGAUGAACCAGAAAGAAAAGAAAAGAAAACGAACUUAAAAAUUACUUUGAGAAAGAAAAAAGACGGAGAAGAAGCUGGUGAGGAACCUGAAAAAGCAAAGGGGAAGUCUAGGAAAUCAAUACCAAACAGGAAAAGGACAAGAAGUCAAUUGCUGAAAGAAGAAUUUCCCGAUCUUAUAAAAGAGGUAAAGCAGGAAUUGGAAGAGGCACAUAAGAAGAAGAGCUUGUUGCCUGCUGAGAAAAUUUCAACAAAAAAAGUUGCACCAAAUGCUAAGAAGGGGAAUGGAGUUACUUUGAAAAAGACUACAGCACUUAAGAGGGGUAGCAAAGUUAAUCAGAUAGUUGUGAGGGAGGUUUAUGAAGACGAGGAAGAUGAAGAAGGAGGUGAAGAAGAAGGUGAAUAA